AUGCGGAGCGCACUACUGCUCUUCCUGCUGACCCUAGCCGUGGCGCUAGUCCCCGCGCUAGCAGUUAACGAUGUGCGCGUGACAGAGAGCAUCACGUUCAGCGUGGGCACGCCCCCGGCGAGCUCCGUGACCGUUCAGUCCGCGAACGCGUCAUGCCAGCCCCAGUUCGGCACCGUGACGUUCGCGAGGAACACGAACCCAGGCGCGACGGACUACCUCGCCACGUACAGGCCCUUCGCGGACCAACCAGCCAUCCCACCUGGAAGCUCCCGCGAGGACGUGUUCACGUUCCAGUACUUCGGGCAGGAGGGCGGCGUGGGCGCGGUCGUGCCGGCGCCAGGCAUCUUCCCGAUCCGCGUCAGCAUCCUGCCCGUGAACCGGCCCCCGCAGUGCCGGGACUUCGGUACUGGCGCUGGCGAGGGCGCGUCGAUUCGCACCGUCGUGGGCAGCUCGACGCUGAUCGAGUUCUUCCCGAAAUCGGACCUCGACAUCGACGGCGACCGCCUGACGUACACGUACACCACGGACGCCACGAAGUUCACCCUCGAUCCCGACCCCCAGGGAACGGAGUGGCGGAAGACCUUUAUUCCCAAUGUCAAUUUCGCGUGGAGCGCGACGGGGGACUUCGUGACGAUCCCGUACACGGUGACGGACUGCGCGGUGUCGACGGCGUGGAACUACAGCAACCCGUUCGAGCAGUGCAGCACCGUCGGGUGCACGUACACCGUGCCCGUCGGCGCGGCGGGGGGUGUCCCGGCGCCCGUGUACUGCACCCAGCAGGAGUCGCUGUGCGUCAACACGACGGAGCUGACCGACAAGGUGCACUCCGGGACCGAGUUCGACCCGCUGGUGGCCACGGAGGACGAAACCCUGACAGGCCUGCUACUGCGCGAGAACACCCCCCUGCCCGUCGGGGCGCCCGUGUACUGGCUCAUGUCGCAAGACACGGAGUUCACCGCGCCCCCGCCGAGCGACCGCUUCGCGUUCGUCAACCUCCAGUUCGGCAAGGCGCGCAUCCUGUGCCACGAGGGCCCCAACGGCACCACGGCCGCCGGCGCGCCGCGCAACUGCCCCUCCAACAUCCGGGGGGCGUUAUUCGAAUACACCCCCAACCCCAACUUCUUCGGGGCGACGGGCCGGCGGCGGGCGGCGGAGCGCGACCUCGCGCAGCUGCAGAUCUCCCAGAAGGACCAGCUGCGGUGGAAGUACAGCGACGGCGCGCUGGUGACGGAUCUCGACCGGCCGCUCUUCAUCACGACGCGCGCGGUGGAGGACCCGACGGUCGGGCGGUUCAGCACGGUGCGGGCGUUCGAGGCGACGGCGGCGGAGGCCGCGGACCUGACGAAGUUCACGCCGUUCACGCUCGCGGCCGACGACGUCGACGAGUCGUUCACGCAGCAACAACAGCUGUUCUGGAUUCCCCUCAACCUCGACUCAGUCAACGGGACGGUCUACCGGCAGGUGCAGGGCGACGCGGUCGUCGCCGGGAGCGCGCUGGCCGGGCGCGUCGCGAUCCCGAUGGCCCCGUCGGGCGCGCAGGGCACAAACUAUACCCUGACAUUGUACUGGAAGGGCGACGCGGGGGCCUCGGGGCGCCCGAUCGCGACGCUCAAGUGGUUCGCGGUGUCCUCGACGGUCCAGGCGACGCUCUCGGGGCUCUCGGACGCGCAGUUCGCCGCGCAGAUCGCCACAUGGACGACGCAGUGGGACGCGCAGAGAGCGGCGGGGGCGCGGUCGGGGUCGAUCGGGACGAACGGGUUCGGCGGCGUGGCGCUCGAGGGCGCGUGCCGCGGAGGGUUCUUCCGCAGCCCCGCGACGGGGCGCUGCGAGCAGUGCCCGCUUGGACAGUUCCUGCCGCCAAACUUGCUGCAGGACCGCCCAACGUGCUCGCCGUGCGGCGUGGGGACGCAGGCGCCGUUCCUGGGCACGGUGGUCUGCGAGCCGUGCCCGGUGGGGCGCUACACGGACGUCCAGGGCACCGUGAACUGCACGGUGUGCCCCUCGGUGGGCAUGACGACGCGGCAGGAGGGCAGCCGGGUCGUGACGGACUGCAUCUGCAAGCGCCGCAACCCGCUGAGCGUCACGACGAAGCUCUUCCUGUUCACGGAGGGCGGUCGCGGGUACUACGGCCACCCGGGCGUGCGCUGCUUUGAGUGCCCGGGCCCGUCGAUCGACGAAGUCGACCUGACGUCGGACACCGCGAUCGAGGCCGCCGAGUGGGUCAAGUGCGAGGAGGACGGCCAGAUCCUCCCGAUCAACCGCGAGGGCUUCUUCGUCGAGGCCGGCCCGGAGAUCGGCUCCGCGGCGACGGUUUCCAAGUGCACGCCCGCGGAGGCCUGUCCCGAGCACGACAGCGUGGAGGACAUGCAGGAGGAGCCGUGCGCGGACUGCUACACGGGGACGCGGUGCGCGGAGUGCUCGCGCGCGGACGGCGAGCAGUGCUACCGCCUGCAGGGCACGUGCCGCAGCUGCCCUGAGUCGGCGCAGGUGGGCUUCGUGAUCGUGAUCGCCAUCAUCCUGGCGCUGUUCGCGCCCUUCAUGUUCAAGCUCACGGACGUCCUGCGCGCCGCGCCGUCCCUCAACAUCUCCCUCAACUUCGUGCAAAUCACGGCGAUCUUCCCCAAGCUCAACGUGCCGUGGCCGGACUCGCUCAUCGUCCCGCUCGAGUGGCUGUCGCUGGUGAACCUCAACAUCGAGCUCGCGCACCCGGAGUGCAUCUCCGACAGCUGGACGUGGGAGAGCAAGUGGCGCCUCACGCUCCUGAGCCCGCUCAUCGUGGCCGGGUUCUUCCUUUGCUACUUCGCGCUCGCUGUGUCGUGGUACGGCCUCAACGUCGGCCUCCGCAAGCAGCUGUGCAAGACGUACCCGCCGCCGAUCCUCGCGCCCGUCCAGGGCCGCGGACAGGGCUUCAAGCGCCUUCAGAAGAAGGCCCUGCGGAUCCUGCUCAAAGUGCGCAGCCGGGACGACGUCAUGCUUCUGACGCAGAAGCUGACGCGCGUGAUGCUCACCUUCCUCAAGGUCGCCUACAUCUUCCUGACCGCCGCGGUGUUCGAGUUCCUCGACUGCAACGUGGACGCGGUGUCGGGGAACCGCUUCCUGCGCAACGAGUCGUCGGUGCAGUGCUUCACGCUGAGCGACGCCGCCGCCGUGCAGCUGGGCAACGACACCGCGCCGCGCAACGUCUGGAAGGACAACCUCGCGAUCUUCUGCGUCGCGGCCUUCAUGUACCCCGUGGGGAUCCUCGCGCUGUACGUCGGCAUGCUCGUCGCGUCGCGGAAGGACAUGGACAACCCGAACGUCGACGCGAUGCUGGAGCCAGUGGCGCGCGAGUACCGCCUGGGCUUCAACUGGUGGAUCGUGACGGUCCUCAUCCGCAAGAUCGCGCUGCUCGCCGCGCCGCUGAUCUUCCCGUCGGAAACGGACGAAAACGGGCUGCGCCAGAGCCUGUUUUCCAUCGCCAUCCUGCUCAUCGCGCUCGUCACGCACAUCUACUUCUACCCGCACGACACCGAGGCCCGCAACACGCUCGAGUCCAUCGGCACGUUCGCCAACUUCCUGACCGUCUUCGUGGGCAUGUCCCUCUUGGCGCACAACAGCGACGACCAGGAAACCAGCAAGAUCACGGACCGCUACGCCGACUUCCUGGAAGUCCUCGCCAUCAUCAUGAACGGCGUCGCCGCCACCGCGGGCGCAAUCGUCGCCUACAUGGAGAUGUCGCCCUUCCUCAUGGCGCACGUCGAACGCUGGCGCGCCAAACGCCGCUUCAUGGUCAACGUGAAGCGCGCGGGGCUCAAGCUCGACCUGUUCAGCGUCGACGCGGCCGUCGCGAACGGGCCCGCGAACACGCCCAACUCGAUCGCGCUCAAGUACCCCCUCAGCGAGGGGGUGUCUCGCGAGAUCCUGCGCGACCACUACUCGGCGGGGCUCGCCGCCGUCGCCGGCAUCGCCGCGCUGGUGCACGACAGGCACGGUGUGCCGCAGCACUACGUUGUCUUCGCGGACUGGGGCUCCCUCGAGCGCAAGCUCAAGAAGCCGGAGAAGGCGGCGGCGUUCAUCGUUGGCUCGCACGAGGGCGAGCCGAUCGACGAGACGCGGCGCGAGGUGAUCUCGCACUGCCUGCACGCGGACAAGCAGGCCGCGCUGUGGGACACCGGCUCGGCGUCGUACGCCCUGUCGGUGCGCACGAUCGUCAAGAUUCAGGAAUUCGCGGAGCGCGCAAAGCUGGGCAGGGAGGAGUCCGAGCACCUGACGUGGGUCGGAGCGCGCGUGACGAACGCGAUUUUGCACCGCCGGAAGGUCCUCUUGGAGGCCGGGGACAAGGCGGCGGAGUUCAUGCCGGAUCGCGACGUGCUAAAGAGGGCGCUGCGGAGGUUCAACGAAUAUCUCCGGCAGCCGGUGUCGCUGAAGCUGAGGUACCCGGACAAGAUUCCCAUCGCGCGGAUGAUCCGCCCGAUCGUGCGGGAGCGCGUCCUGGACCGUCUGUGCGCCCAGAGCGCGGAGCAGUGCAGCACGGUGAAGUCGGUGCUGCUGGAGGCCGUGAACCACCGCCCCUCGCUUGUACAGGCGGUGGUGAAUGCGGGGCAGGCGGCGUUCCAGGCGGCCGGGACGCUCGCGCGGCAGAUGACGCACACGGCGGCGUCGAACGCGACGUUGAUUGCGCGUGCGGCGACGCAGUCGCGGCGGCCCUCGGAGCCCCAGGCGACGAUGUACAGCGGCGCGAGCCGCGCGGAGGUGCGGCGGGCGGCGCGCGAGACGGGCAUGAUGCCGUCGAAGUCGACGCGGAAGAUCACCAACGCGAAGAGUAGCAUGGCACGCAACGUGAAGAGGGACCAAGCGAGGUCCCUGCGCUGGGCAGACUGA
Pedinophyceae sp. YPF-701 is the source of this 4860-nucleotide messenger RNA. The record is from the annotation of a GenBank genome assembly. Lineage: Eukaryota; Viridiplantae; Chlorophyta; Pedinophyceae.